Messenger RNA from Aspergillus glaucus CBS 516.65, 1061 nucleotides. RefSeq names its product enoyl-CoA hydratase/isomerase family protein. NCBI's taxonomy places the organism in Eukaryota, Fungi, Ascomycota, Eurotiomycetes, Eurotiales, Aspergillaceae. Bases 88 to 927 code for a protein of 279 amino acids. The record is from RefSeq and is a predicted model, not a curated record. The transcript has 3 exons. Gene Ontology annotation, cellular component: mitochondrion. Gene Ontology annotation, molecular function: delta(3,5)-delta(2,4)-dienoyl-CoA isomerase activity.
GCAUAUAUCUAUCCUUAGACGCUGUUAAAUACUCGAUAAUCAUUCACACUGCUAUCAAUACUAAGCGCUAUAAUCAAUAAUACCAACAUGGCAGACUACACCUACAAGUACUACAACAUCACCUUUCCCCAGCAAUAUGUCGCCCACGUCGAGAUCAACCGGGCCGACAAGAUGAAUGCCUUCUUCGAAGCCAUGUGGAUCGAACUAUCCCAAGUCUUCGCCCACCUCUCCCAAGACCCCUCCGUCCGCGCCAUCGUCUUCAGCGGCGCCGGCGACAAAGCAUUCACAGCCGGACUAGACGUCAAAGCCGCUUCUGAGGGUUUCUUAAUGGACAAGGAGACGGACAACGACCCCGCCCGCAAAGCCGCCGCUCUCCGCCGCCACAUCACCCCAUUCCAGGAUUGUAUCAGCGCGGUCGAGCGCUGCGAGAAACCUGUUAUCGUGGUUAUGCAUGGGUUCUCGUUGGGUCUAGCCAUCGACCUCUCUACCGCAGCGGACGUGCGGGUAUGCGCGCGCGAUGCACGAUUCGCGGUUAAGGAGGUUGAUAUCGGUAUUGCAGCGGAUAUCGGCACACUGAGUCGAUUGCCCAAGGUAGUCGGAAACUUUGGAUGGGUGAAAGAGGUGGCAUUGUCGGCGCGGAUUUUUGGAGCGGACGAGGCUUUGCGCGUGGGGUUGGUCAGUUCCGUGUAUGAUUCGAAGCAAGAUGCUGUUCGGGGGGCGGUAGACUUGGCGACGUUGAUGGCUAGUAAGAGUCCGGUUGCAGUGCAGGGGACGAAGGAGAUUUUGAAUUGGUCGAGGGAUCAUUCGGUGCAGGAUGGCCUCCGGUAUACAUCGGUCUGGAACAGCGCUGCUCUACAGACCAAAGACGUAUCUUCAGCACUGCUUUCAGGGAUCCAGAAGCGGACGCCAACGUUUGAGAAGCUGUGAUAUUGUCUGAUUUUGGUUUAUUAGUCUCUUUCCUCACAGGGCAUGAUAUGCCAGCCCGUCCACUAACAGCGUCUUGUACAUAAGAAUAGAACAGUCUAUAUGAAUCUCUACACGUGGAAUCCGUUCCAGAUCUC